This is a messenger RNA of Fusarium sp. VM40, 1809 nucleotides long. NCBI's taxonomy places the organism in Eukaryota, Fungi, Ascomycota, Sordariomycetes, Hypocreales, Nectriaceae. The record is from the annotation of a GenBank genome assembly.
AUGCGUCUCGGUUUCAAUAUCACUCUGCUGUCCGUGCUACCCGCGGCUUGGGGCAGAUCAUUCAUUGGCACUGCUGAACUCGGACGCCGAGCCUCCCCACAAUGCAAAUGCGCCCCCGGACUCAGCUGCUGGCCAUCCGAAUCAGAGUGGCAGGCCUUCGACAAGAAUAUUGGGGGCAAUCUCAUCAAGACCGAGCCUAUUGCGAAGUCUUGCUACCCUGGUCUUGCAGAGGACUUGAAACAAUGCGCUUAUGUCAAUAAGAUGUGGUCUGAUCAGGACUUUCAAUCCUCGAACCCUAUUGGGAGGCCGUAUCCAUACAACAUCACAUGCGCUCCAGUUGACUACGCUGCUGAGCAAAAACCCACCACUUGCAGUCUCGGAUCUCUGCCGGUCUACGCCGUAAAUGCUACCAAACGGACACACAUCUCGAAUACAAUCUCCUAUGCCCGCGAGCGGAACCUUCGUCUUGUAGUUACCGGAACAGGCCAUGAUCUUCUCGGUCGCUCUGACGGCUACGGUGGUCUCGAACUGUGGCUACACCAAUUCAAGAACAGUAUCGAUUUCAUGAAAACCUACAAGUCCAAGAACAGCUGCACCAAAUCUGGCUGGAAAGGUAGUGCCAUUAGAAUCAAUGGUAACUACCAGUGGCGCGACGUUUACAAAGUAGCUGAAGAGAAGAAUGUUAUUGUGGUUGGUGGUGGCUCUCUUACUCCUGGUGCCAUUGGCGGUUAUGCAUCUGGAGGUGGCCAUGGACCCGCCACGAGAAACUAUGGUCUCGGUGCCGAUCAGAUUCUUGAGGCGGAGGUGAUGCUUGCUGAUGGUCGAGUCAUUACCGUCAACCAUUGUGAGAACACUGAUCUCUUCCGUUCCAUGCGUGGUGGUGGGCCUGGCUAUGCCGUUACUCUAAGCAGUACUGUCAAGGCUUAUCCCAACGUCAAGACAGUCACGGCUCAUCACUUACAAGUCGCACCGUUGGAGAAGACCAGGGAGAACGCAGACCUCCUCGACGCCGUGGCGGUUCUGCUGCAACAGCUGCCCGACCUCAACGAUGCCGGCUUCUCUGGCUAUGGAUUCUGGUUCCGCAAUUUCCCAACCGUUUUCAUUGGUAACGCGACCUCGGGCUAUUCGCAUGGCUUCUGGACCAUUGGAAUGAGCCGUGAAGAUGCUGAGGCUGGUUGGGCACCAGUACGCAAAGCCCUGUCCAAGUUCAAGGACAAGCUCUUCAUCAACGAGACCUGGGCUACCUACUCCGAUUACUGGUCAUUCUACCACGCUGAAUCCGGUCUGUAUGAUCCUACAGGAACAACCUCCAUCCUGACCUCGCGAUUGAUUGAUCGCGAGAGCGUGGAGAGUUUUGACAACGUCCGCGACGCCAUCGAAGUCAUGAGUGGCAAGCCUGAAGAUUUCGGCACAAACGUCAUCCUCAUGACUUCUGGAGGCCAGGUAUUCAAAGACGCCUCAGACAAGACCAGUGGACUGAACCCUACAUGGAGGAAGUCGUACUAUGUUCUUGUGUCGAGCACGAGUAUUUCACUUACUGCAUCAGCAGCUGAGCGUAAAGUAGCCGAAGAUGAAGUGACGAAUGUCAAGGGUGUAGCCGCCAAGAAGUUGGCUCCAAACACCGGGGCCUACAUGAACGAGGGUGAUCGGAAUGAUCCUGAUUACAGGAAGUCGUUCUAUGGGAGCUUGUAUAGCUCGCAUCUCCAAACAAAGAAGAAGUAUGACCCUUCCCAUGUCUUUUACUGUCCUACGUGUGUUGGAUCAGAGGAGUGGAUUGAGAGACCAGAUGGGCCACUGUGCAGGGUUUGA